Sycon ciliatum is the source of this 1457-nucleotide messenger RNA. RefSeq lists its product as uncharacterized. The transcript has 2 exons. Lineage: Eukaryota; Metazoa; Porifera; Calcarea; Leucosolenida; Sycettidae. The coding region runs from base 1 to 627 and encodes 208 amino acids. The record is from RefSeq and is a predicted model, not a curated record.
AUGAGAGUCAGACUCUUGCAUUGCUACACACCAGUAUAUGUACUGGCUACUAGUAGUACAUGUAGUAUGCAGCCACUACUCCCCCCUACCCCCUUGCCACCAUACCGUUACUUUUCUCCCGGCAACUCUUGUCACCUAAGCCACCAGCACUGCCAUUUCCGCUGCCAUGGCAGGAUGCUACGCAGGGGAUACACUGUUGCUGAAGCCGCCGUCACUGCAGCUUCUGUCAUCGCCGUCGCUGUUGAUUCCACCACCAAUGCCGCUGUCGCCACUUCCGUCACGUCACCGCAGUUGCAGCCGCCAUCGUCGCUGUCUCCGCUGCCGUCACUGCCAUCAUCACCGCCAUCGUCCCUGUCAUUGCCCCCGUCGCCACCACUGCCGUUUCAAUCGCCGUUGCCGCCAUCUCCAUUGCCGCUGUCACCACCAUCGUCGCCGUCUCCGCUGCCAUCACCGCCAUUUCCAUCGUCGCUGUCACCACCGCCGUUGCAACCACCAUUGCCGCCAUCGUCCCCGUUGGCGCUGUCACCACCACUGCCGUUGCAAUCCCCGUUGCCAUCACCACCGCCGUUGCAAUCCCCGUUGCCAUCACCACCGCCGUUGCCAUCACCACCGCCGUUGUCGCUGUAACCGCCAUCGUCGCCGUCCCCGUUGCUGCCACUGCUACCGUUGCGUCGCCACUGCUACCGUUGCGUCGCCGCCGUCGUCAUGGCCAUAGUCGUUACUCUCACCAAUGAUGCGUCUGUUGUUGUGGUACACCACCAUUAUAGUCAAUGCUACCAUCAUUGCCGUUUUCUUUGCUGCUGCUGCUGCUGCCUCUGCCAGCACCAGCACUGUUGCUACCACCAUCACCACCACCACCUUUGCUUCUACCAGCACCACUGCAGUCACUGUUGCCACCAUGCAGCACCACAACCGUCACUACCUCUGCCACCACCACAACCGUCACUACCGUUGUCGCUGCUAACAUCACCAGCACCACCACUAGCGUUGCAGCCGCUGCCAUUCUGCUACUGCUAUUCUAGCAACUCCGCAACCACCGCUGCUGUGUCUGCUGCCCGAGUUCUUGCAACUGUCACGGUUGCACCGUGUUGUUUUCAUUACCAUAGUUCCUGCCACACAUGCUGCUGUGUGUACGGCAUCAGUGCGGGGGCACUGCAAUGUUAGCUUGUUGUUACUACACGCUAUUGCGGACUUGUUUCUAAUGCUCCAGUUACCAAGGUCACCAUGACAUCCGACAGAGCUCGUACACUGCCGCCGACACCGCAUUCGCUGGUGACAACUGGCAUAGUGACAGGAGUGUCCAUGGCUUGGCUGUGGCAUGGCAUGGCUGACAUUGAGGUGGCAGGCAAUGGUCUCUGGCACACAAGACUCACACGCACGCACGUAAGCAUACACAGAACGAGCCACAAUCGCACACGCACGCCCAUAUACACCAGGAUGAGAGUGACAUGGAAUGA